Bradysia coprophila is the source of this 1018-nucleotide messenger RNA. RefSeq lists its product as uncharacterized. NCBI's taxonomy places the organism in Eukaryota, Metazoa, Arthropoda, Insecta, Diptera, Sciaridae. The record is from RefSeq and is a predicted model, not a curated record.
CAUUACUCCUCGUGGAAUGGAGGUAGUCAAUAAAAACCUGAAGAAUAUUACUCCUUUCAAAUCGUUUUCCAUAAAACCGAGAUCAAUUGAAGAAAGGGAAUAUUGGAAAGCACAUGAGCUGAAGUACUGGUUGCUUUACUAUGCAGUUCCUUGUUUAAGUGGUGUUUUAAAAUCAAUUUAUUUAAACCACCUGACAUUGCUAUCCGAAGCAAUAUUUAUAUUUUUAAAGUCCGAAAUCACCACUAAAGAAGAUGAAAAAGCUACAAAAAGUUUAAACAAAUUUGUGGACGACUUUCAAAAACUUUAUGGAGAAGAGAAUAUGGUGAACAACGUCCAUUUACUCAAACAUUUGUCGAAAUGUGUAAAUGACUGUGGUCCUCUUUGGGCGUAUUCGAAUUUCAACUUCGAGAGUAAUAAUGGAUCGCUUGUGAAACAUGUUCACGGCAAUACAGACGUUGAGCAUCAGAUUGCUUCGAAGUAUGCGUUCAACACUUCCCUGAAUCGCUUGAAAGUUCUGUGCGAGUCGACCUCGUCAACCUUCAAUUACAUCGAGCGAAUGAAAAGCAUGAGAGUUAAAAAGUGUGAGAAAAUCGGUCAGAUAACUUUGUUCGGGAGCCCAUUAAAGCACAAGCUGGAUGCAGUCGAGAAAUCCAUUUUGCAGGGAAAUUUGGAUUAUGUUAUGGCAUACAACAAGUUCUUUUACGGCAAUGAUGUAUUCUUUAGUGCCGCCUACAAAAGACCUGAGCAAACAAAUGACACUGUGGUAAUUUUAAAAAACCAACGCGUUGGCAUUAUCACUUUAAUUUUCAAGGCAGAAGAUUCCGUUUUCGUUCUUCUAAAAAUGCUAAGAACGGAACGAGUUCCGAAUUUCCCUGUUCACGUAAAAAAGAUCUGCAAAAGCAAUGUAAAUUGUUUUGAAAAAAUUCCGGCAGAAGAAAUAUUACAGAAACUUCUUAUUAUUUCGACUGAGAAGGAAAGUUUCAUAACAGAGCUGCCGAACCAGUAUGAAGGUGAUUGA